AAUCGGAAGUUAUGAAUUAAUAUUCGAAGAGAAUUGCUAAAGCAAAAUUGUUAUAUUUCUCAUUAUUUUGAUUGACGAGAUAUUUGAUAGGAGGCAUUGAAAUAUAAAAAAACAUCUCUAAUUUAUAAUAAGCAUCUUUACACCCUUACAUCUUCUGAUUGCCUAAAUGAGACUGUAACAGUUAUUUUCAACCAUCACUUGAUAAAGAUCUAUAAAAAUGAUGCUUUUCGCUCUGACGCUCUCAACACUUCUACUAUUAUUGUCUAUAGGAUCUAGAGCUGAAGAAAAAAAUACCUUUAAUGUAGGUUUCAUGUAUGCAAAGGAAGAAGAACUGACAUCCUUUACAGAAGCCUUAGAGGACAAAAAAAUUCUCAGCCCUAAAGAUUGUGGGAAGCAUAUUUCAUGCCCAAAAUUAGCAUAUACAGCCCAUCGUUUGGUUCCAAAUCCGAUGGCAGCCGCCAAGUUGGUUUGCGAAAAUUUAAUAUCUAAAAAUGUUUCUGUGGUUAUUACGAGUAGUUUUCCCAAUAAUGAUAUUGCAGCAAUGGCAGUAUCAUACACAUGUGGAUCCAAAUUUAUCCCAGUAAUUGGAGUUUCAGUAAGAGAUAACGUAUUCUCCGAUAAAAAUACUCAUGGUUGGUUUAUGAGAACUAUGUCUCCUUGGUCAGACCAAGCUCAAGCUUGGACAGAUCUUUUAUUAUAUUUUAAAUGGACACAUGUUAUAUUCAUACAUAGUUCAGAUCCAGAUGGAAGAGCAGUAUUUGGAAAAUUUGUGGCAAAAGCAGAAAAACAUGAUAUAGAACUGGAACAAAUAAUGGAAUAUAAUGCUGGAUUAUCAAACUAUACGGACAAAUUACAAGAACUGCAUUUGAAAAAGUCAAGAAUAUUUAUUCUUUAUGCAACAAAAGAUGAUGCUGAUGUCAUCUUUGAAGAUGCUAAAAGAUUAAAAUUACUAGAAGAGGGCUAUGGAUGGAUUGUUACGGAACAAUCUUUACGUUCAUCAAAAGUUCCUGAUGGUGUUCUAGGACUUCAAUUGUCAAAAGGUUCCCAUGUUGAGGAGCAUAUUCAAGAUGCUGUAUUUGUUGUUAAGAAAGCUCUUCGAGGACUGUGUAAAAAUUCGACUGAAAACAAAUACUCAUGUUCAAAGCCUUUAACUUCCGGUAACUGUGACGUUGAAUCGUCGCAUGAAUGGGAGAAACAAUCAGAGAUUUUAUUCAAUCGACUCAGAGAUACAGUAUUAGACGAUGGUGAAACGGGAAACGUUCGCUUCAAUUUUAUGGGGGAUAGAAUUGAUGCAACCUAUGAAAUAAUGAAUGUUCAAUCUUCAGGAAAAUUGGUUAAAGUUGGAUUACACGAUGGUUCCAAACCGGUGGAUGCAAAAGUUAAUAUAUCAUUGAGUAAGAUACAAUGGCUAGGAGCGGCAAAAGAGAAACCAAAAGGGAUAAGAAUAGCAACUCAUCUUCAUGUCGUUACAAUUAAGGAAAUACCAUUCGUGUAUGUAGAGAACGUGUCGACCGCUGAUUGUAAAAAGAGUGUUCAAAGGGUUCCGUGCCCUCGAAAUUACUCGGGAGAGAUUAUAGAACAUUGUUGCUAUGGCUAUGCUAUUGACAUGCUUAUAGCUUUGGCAGCUGAAACAAAUUUCACGUAUGACCUACACUUGGUGGGUGAUGGACAAUUCGGAAACUACGAAAAGAGAAAUGGGUCAUCGAAAAAAUGGAAUGGUAUGAUUGGAGAACUCAUAGAUAAUGUGGCUGAUAUGAUUGUCGCUCCUUUAACAAUAAAUCCUGAAAGAGCGGAACACAUUGACUUUUCAAAACCUUUCAAAUAUCAAGGAUUAACUAUUUUAGUCAAAAAAAAUGAGAAAGACUCAAGUUUGGGCUCAUUUCUUCAACCUUUUCGGGAUACUUUAUGGGUUUUGGUAGGACUUUCUGUUCACGUGGUUGCACUUGUUUUAUAUCUACUAGAUCGGUUUUCUCCGUUUGGCCGCUUUAAGUUGGCCAAAAAUGACGAUACAGAAGAAGAUGCUCUUAAUCUUUCCAGCGCUAUGUGGUUUGCCUGGGGUGUAUUGUUGAAUUCUGGAAUUGGAGAAGGGACUCCAAGAAGCUUUAGUGCUAGGGUCCUGGGUAUGGUCUGGGCUGGUUUUGCUAUGAUUAUAGUUGCUUCAUAUACUGCCAACUUAGCUGCCUUUCUCGUGUUGGACAGGCCGGAAGCAGCAAUAUCUGGUAUAGACGACGCCCGCUUGAGGAAUCCACAAGAAAAAUUUCGUUAUGCUACAGUAAAAAACAGUGCUGUUGCCAUGUAUUUUAAGCGUCAGGUAGAACUGUCAACAAUGUAUAGAACAAUGGAGCAACUUAAUUACUACGAACCAGAAGACGCUAUAAGAGACGUGAUUAACGACAAGUUGCAAGCAUUUAUUUGGGACUCAUCCAGACUCGAAUUUGAAGAAGCUAAACAUUGUGAUUUAGUCACGGCUGGAGAGCUUUUCGGAAGAUCAGGAUACGGAAUUGGGCUUCCUAAGGACAGCCCCUGGACAGAAACUAUAUCAUUGGCUAUUUUAAGCUUUCACGAAAAAGGGGAAAUGGAACAAUUGGAUGGCAAAUGGAUUCUCGUAAAGGACACAAAUUGUGUUGAGAAAGAUCAAUCGCCAGCUACUCUAGGAUUGACCAAUAUGGCUGGUGUUUUUAUGAUGGUAGCUGGUGGUAUAGUUGCCGGAGUUUUCCUUAUUAUUAUUGAGAUGGCGUAUAAACGACAUCGAGGAUUAAAGGAAAAGGAACUAGAAUUAGCGAAGACCGCAGCCAAUAGAUGGCGUAGUAAUAUCGAGCGUCGAAGAACCUUAAGGAAGACUUUAGCUGAACAACAAUUGGCACUUCCUUCAGUUGAUACAAUGGACACUAAAUUAACUCCUAUGUCUGCGGAAAAACUUAACAACAUCGAUAUAACGCUCAGGCCUUCUCCAUCACAAGCCGGAUAUCAACGCGUUCCCCUCUAUACUAAAGCCUACCAAAGUCCCUUAAUUAACAAGAAGAAUUAA
Molecule: messenger RNA, 3028 nt
Organism: Dimorphilus gyrociliatus
Lineage: Eukaryota; Metazoa; Annelida; Polychaeta; Dinophilidae
Source: the annotation of a GenBank genome assembly